This is a messenger RNA of Bombyx mori (domestic silkworm), 375 nucleotides long. RefSeq names its product chemosensory protein 8 (gene CSP8). The coding region runs from base 1 to 375 and encodes 124 amino acids. The record is from RefSeq and is marked provisional. NCBI's taxonomy places the organism in Eukaryota, Metazoa, Arthropoda, Insecta, Lepidoptera, Bombycidae. The transcript has 2 exons.
AUGAAGACGAUCUUGAUUUUAUGCGCGUUAGUAUCGGUCGUUGUUUGCCGACCGGAAGAAUACUACAGCAGUCAAUAUGAUAAUUUUGACGUCGAGCAGCUGGUGGGCAACUUGCGCCUCUUGAAGAACUAUGCCAAGUGCUUCCUCGACCAAGGCCCCUGUACCGCCGAAGGAACAGAAUUUAAGAAAAGAAUCCCCGAGGCGCUUAGAACUAAAUGCGCCAAAUGCAACCCGAAACAGCGUCAUCUGAUCCGUACAGUGGUAAAGGCUUUCCAGACUAAACUGCCUGACCUGUGGGAAGAGCUUGCCAUAAAGGAGGACCCCAAGGGCCAAUACAAACAUGAAUUUACUGCUUUCAUCAACGCCAUGGACUAA